AACACAGAAUACGAUCCUCCCCUAGCUGAAUCACAAAAUGUGCUAAUCAGGCCUGACAAUUCAAUCGAACCGGAUACACUGAUUGAGCGACGAGACUCUAAUCAUCCAAUCGGUUCGUUUGACUUCUUUUCUUCAUCGAAUCCCUCCACGGGAUCGCCUGCUGCUGCUGCUGCUGUUGCCGCAGCCUUCACACAUUUGGCUUCUACUGGGCAGAUAGAUCUCGCCGAUCUGAUGAGCCGUUACAGCGAAGUUAGUCUGACAACAGGUAGUGGAACCCCUACGUCUACUACGGGAACCGAUGGCCAUCAGGGUGAUAGUGUAUCUUCGGGGCCUAGCGCAGGUGGAUUUAGGGGUAGUGCUUACUUUCCGAUCCCAAUGGGCCUUGUCAAGCGUCGCGGUCGGGGUGCAUCUUCUGCUUGCUUAAUGCGAAGUGGUCAACACGAAUGGAUCCACUACCCCGGUCAUGGAAAUUCUGGUGAAGACUCUGCUAGCCUAUUAAAUCAGCCGCCUGUGGCGCACAGCAAUACCUGUCCGACCUCGGUUACCAGAGCAGCACAUUCAUUGCCGCUCCCGCAUGCAUUGACUACUGCUGGAAUAGACGCCGGAUUACUGGCCAGUCAUCUAGUUAGUGCGUCAAAUGAGCUAUCAGCGCCGUCUGGCACCGCAUCACCCGUCGCUUUAAUCAAGCGAAAGCGUGGCAGGCCACGGAUCCACGAGCGACCCGAUCCGUCUACUCCCAAACGCAGGCCAGGACGUCCGCCGCGCUCGUCUUCAGGAUAUCCUACCCAGCUAGUACCCUUUCCGACGGGUGGAAGCAGCUGCUGGCUUAAGCUAGAUGCCGAAAUGGUGGGCCAUAUUGACGGAGAGCAAGCCGAUCUAGAGCAUGAGCCAGAACAAGAUAUGGAUCAAGAUGUUGACCAAGAGGAGGAGACUGACAUAAGAAGUGACGAAGUAGACAUUGUACCUGCUGCCUCAAUUCCGACCAUACUGCCAACUAGUCCAACAAGAACAGAAGUUCCAAUCUCUUCCAGCUGGGUGGAGAGUGAUAGUAGACCGACUGACAACAUAGCUCUAUUGGAUACCACUAAUCAUCUAUCGGCAGUUGUGGUUGCUGCAGCAGCAGCUGCUGCUUCCGGCGCUAAAACAACUAUCUCUACUUCUUCAUUUUCAUCUUCGUCCUCCACCUCGUCUUCAUCUUCAACUUCCUCAAUGCUCCUUCUUUCAACGCGAGCAUCGGAACCUCCAGCCGCCGAGGAGACGCCUCAAGUAUUACCUGUUAACACUCCAGUUAUCACAGACAAUCGUGUCUCUGCUUACGCUCACCAUUCUGUCGAUCUAAUCAGCGAUAACAGCAACACUAGCAUCAGGAAUGACCACCGUUGCACGAUGCCUCUCUCUAACUCAUUGGCUCCUCAGUUAGGACCCGAGUUCCCGCCUCCAAAGCUGUCUCAAUCUGAUGCUAAUACCAGCCUCGCAAACAAGACCACCUCAGCUGGUGAGUUCCUUUAUGGAAACAUCGAAUUCCCAAGUCCGUAG
Messenger RNA from Protopolystoma xenopodis, 1536 nucleotides. The record is from the annotation of a GenBank genome assembly. Lineage: Eukaryota; Metazoa; Platyhelminthes; Monogenea; Polystomatidea; Polystomatidae.